Pterocles gutturalis (yellow-throated sandgrouse) is the source of this 1915-nucleotide messenger RNA. RefSeq names its product von Willebrand factor A domain-containing protein 5B1-like. The record is from RefSeq and is a predicted model, not a curated record. NCBI's taxonomy places the organism in Eukaryota, Metazoa, Chordata, Aves, Pterocliformes, Pteroclidae.
GUGCUACAGCUUCGGCAUCGGUCCAAAUGCCUGCAGGAGGCUGGUCCGGGGGCUGGCCGCCGUGUCCAGGGGCAAAGAGGGUGAGAGGCUGCAGCCCAAGAUGCUCAAGUCGCUGAAGAAGGCGAUGGCGCCGGUCCUGAGUGAUGUGUCGGUGGAGUGGAUCUUUCCUGAGAGCACCGAGGUCUUGGUUUCCCCCGUCAACACCAGUUGCCUCUUCCCCGGUGACCGCCUGGUCGGCUACGGCAUCGUCUGUGACACCUCCCCGUACAUCGCCAACCCCAGAUCGGACAAGAGGCGCCGUUACAGCAUGAUGCGCUCCCAGGAGUCGGGCAGCUCUGUUUUCUUUCACUCCCAGGAGGAGGGAGCAGGUUUGGAGAGCUGGAACCACUCCCGAGACUCGGAGGGCGAUCACCUGGUGGUGGGCAGAGAUCCUGAGGGAGAGUCGGACACGGACACCGGGAUGGACGUGAAGUCUUCCUCCCAAAGACGAGCGUACAGCACCACCCAAAUCGCCGACCACGAGCCUUGCAAGAAAAUGCCGACAGCCAGCGAUCCUGGCACCGCCCUGGUGAAAAACCCCCUUCGCAAAACCCAGCUGCAGGACCUGCAGCAGGUCAGCCCCGAGCCCUGGCAGGGGGAUUUCCAGCAAACGGCUCCGGGAAGGGGUUUGGGACCCCUCGAUGCCAGCGCCAGCCUGCGGUCCUCAUCGGACAGCCGGAGCCCCGGGGAGCUGGAGUCUGCCCAGCAUCCUUCCUUCACGUUCGAAACAGAGACCUCCUCUGACUGGGAGCCCCAGGAUUUCGAUUUCGUUGCAGCCCACGGGUCCCCACACUCCCCCAGGACCGUUUGCAAGGCUGUGGUGAAGGGGCUGCGGAGUAACGAGCCCGUGCAGUGGGAAGUCACCUUCGAUAUCCGUCCUCUCUUCCAAGAGCGGGAGAACCAGGCGGACGACGAUGCAGACCUCUGGAGUGAGACCUUCCACCACCUGGCAGCCAAGUCGGUCAUCCGGGACUUCGAGCAGCUCGCUGAGAAGGAGUGCGAAAUCGAGCACGGGUCCGGGCGGCGGUACCAGCUCAACGCCGUGCACACCAGCACCGCCCUCACCAAGCCCACGGCUUCCCUGCCGGUGGACCUGAGCACCAGCGCCUACCUGCCUGCUGUCGUCGAGUACACCCACACGGAUGUGGAGGAGAGCAGCCUGUCGCCCUGCGGCACCCCGUCCUCUGCCUGGGAGCACAGCGGUGUCCUCGAAGGGCCGCUACAGAGCCUGUCUGCUUCCUCUGCACAAGCCCAAAAAUCCAUCGAGAGCCUCUUCGCUGCAAGGCUGACCCUCCAUAAAACCAGGCUGUUGACUCGAGCUGCCAAAGGGUUCAUGAGUAAAUCUCCGAGCAGAGCAAGCGAAGCCAGCUCCGAGGGCGACAACGAGAACGCAGACUACCUUCCCCUGGCGUCUCUGCAGCUGGCUUGCGGUGCCUUCCUCAUGAACUCAGCCUUCUGCGACGCCAUCAACAUUCCCAUGGAGAAGCUCAAGUGGACAUCGCCCUUCGCCUGCCACCGCCUGGCCCUCAGCCCCUCCAGCUCCUACAGCACCAAGAAACCAACUCCCUCCGGGGAGAACAAGAGCUUCAGCUCCGGCCAGAAGCUCCUGGUUCCUGAUGGAGCCCAUGGGAAGAGUCCCACCACCAGAGAUGAUGCUCCAGGUCCAGUGCCGGGAGGAUCCAGUGGUCACACGGAGGAUGCUGGCCGCCUCCGCCACUUCUCGGGCAGCGCGGUGGAGAGCAGCUCCAAAGCCCUGAAAGCUGAGAAGGAACUCUCUCCCCCGGCCAUCACCAUCCGCCGCUUCUCCUCCCCGGAGAGCACGCCGGCCGAGUGGCAAGCCGACAGCGACCGGGGCUCGGAGACGGACAGUUCUGAG